CGCUAGCUCUCUCCUUGUCGAAGCAGAGACGAAUUGCGUGUUUCGUGCUCGCUGUUUAUCCCGCUUUCUACUUUUCCGGUUGGUCUUUCGGGCGAGUUGCCGGCGUCGGUCUGAGUUUUUCCGGUGAGGCGGAGUCUUCCGGCGCGUUUUGCUGAUGACGGAUAUCGGUUUACGAACUCUUUACGAGCUUUUUCCCGCCGAGUUUAGCUUGUUUGUUGCUGAAGAGCUCUGAAAUCUCUCACAGUCUGAGUUUUGAUGACUACCUGCGGAGUUAAGCUUCAGGAUCUCAGGGAGCAUGAUUACAUAGGAGUUUCGGAGAGUUCCUCCAUGGAAGGAUCUGGAGUCCCUUCUUCAAAGGCGAACGGACAAGAAGAAAUCAUGCUGAACCUCAAAGAGACUGAAUUAAGGCUCGGGCCUCCUGGGUCUGGUUCUCCCGAGAGGAAGACUGAGCUAAGUUUGUUGGGACCUCCCAAAGUUGAAGAGAAAGGCCAAAACUUUUUGUCAUCUCUGAAGAAUUUUGGCUCUGGUGCUAAGAGGGGGUUUCAUGCCACAGUUGAUGGUUCGAAGGCAGAGGGUAAGUGGGUGCUUUCCGACCUGGGAGGCGAGUUUAAUAAGUCUAAGCCAGCUCCACUGGAUGGAUUUAUUGGGGCUGCCCUUGGCGGGAAGGCUGGUACAAAGCCAGGGCUUGGACCAAAUUGGCACAAUGGCGGAGGGCUGGAUCACUUGCCAUCAUCCUUUAAUUCCCCCAGAGCAAGCGCUGCAGGAAAGCAUUUAGCCGCUAUGGACGGCUGUCAAGCAGCAACUUCUGGUGUGUCUGUCAAAGAUCCGGCAGCCAAAGAGAAAGGUCAUGAACCCAAGGUUUCUCCUGCAGAUGACCCUUCCGUUGCGCCUGCUGCCAAGGCUCAGGUUGUAGGUUGGCCGCCAAUCAGGUCGUAUAGGAAGAACACCAUGGCCUCGAAUCCCACCAAGGCCAACGCGGAAGCCGAGAAACCCAGCUCGCAGUGUCUGUAUGUAAAGGUCAGCAUGGACGGUGCUCCGUAUCUUAGAAAAAUCGAUUUGAGAAACUAUCGCACCUAUCAGGAACUUUCCGCAGCACUAGAGAAAAUGUUUAGCUGCUUUACUAUUGGACAGUGUAGCUCAAGCGGGGGACCAGGCAGAGAUGGUUUGAGUGAGAGCAGGCUGGUGGAUCUUCUUCAUGGAUCGGAGUACGUCCUCACUUAUGAAGACAAGGAUGGAGAUUGGAUGCUUGUAGGAGAUGUUCCCUGGGAGAUGUUUACUGGCUCGUGUAAAAGGUUGAGGAUCAUGAAGGGCUCCGAGGCAAUUGGGCUCGCCCCAAGGGCCACGGAGAAAGGCAAGAACCAGGACUAGCCUCGUAAAGACAGGCUGCUUUCUGCUCCUCUAUCAAGUGCUCUCUGUACGUUCUCCUUGCCAGAGAGCAGUUAGCAGGGAAGCAGAAAAAAGGGAAAAGACGGAGAUUCUCUAUUGCCAUCGAAGAAGCGCGGGAGCAUGAAGCGGACUAUCUGGAGGCUGAAACGAAAGUUAAAGGUUUGAUGAUCCUGAGUACUUUAGCUGCUGCCACUCUUCCCUGCUUCAAGCCAAAAGGGUGAAAGGAGGGAGAACUGUUGCCCUUUGUCGUCCUUGCGUUUUUUUUUUUUUUUUUUGUCUUAGCUUUCUGUAGUUUUGUUUCCCGCUGGACUACUUCCUUCUCAGUCUAGUUUUUGAAAUUUGUAUCUUCUGCUAUGUAUGAAGCGCCCUUCUGAACAUCUAUGUCAUGUAAAUGCUGGAAUGCUUGUUCCUAUCUUCAUUUUUGUUCCUUAAAUAAUGAAGAAGGCCUUCUGCAAUCUCUC
Messenger RNA from Nymphaea colorata (pocket water lily), 1847 nucleotides. Its product is annotated as auxin-responsive protein IAA21-like. Gene Ontology annotation, molecular function: protein binding. Gene Ontology annotation, biological process: regulation of DNA-templated transcription. The record is from RefSeq and is a predicted model, not a curated record. The transcript has 6 exons. NCBI's taxonomy places the organism in Eukaryota, Viridiplantae, Streptophyta, Magnoliopsida, Nymphaeales, Nymphaeaceae. Bases 256 to 1368 code for a protein of 370 amino acids. Gene Ontology annotation, cellular component: nucleus.